Messenger RNA from Etheostoma spectabile (orangethroat darter), 5134 nucleotides. RefSeq names its product chloride channel, voltage-sensitive 1b (gene clcn1b). Gene Ontology annotation, biological process: chloride transport; transmembrane transport. The record is from RefSeq and is a predicted model, not a curated record. Gene Ontology annotation, molecular function: voltage-gated chloride channel activity. Gene Ontology annotation, cellular component: plasma membrane. Lineage: Eukaryota; Metazoa; Chordata; Actinopteri; Perciformes; Percidae.
UGUGUGUGUGUGUGUGUGUGUGUGUGUGUGUGUGAUUAGGUGUCUGCUGUUCUAAUAAAGGAAAGCACUGCAUCCUUCACUGCCUCAUCAGAUGGCUUUGCUCUGCUGUGUUCGCCUGUCUGAUUUCUGUCCGUGUGUCUGUCAGGUCUGCAGUGGAGUUGGAUGGCUCGCAGCCUCUGGAUCAUCUGGAGAAGAGUGCGUUCAGGAAGGACGUCAUCUGUGUUUCUUGACUUUCUCUAUGUAACAAGUGUGUUUGAGAACGAGUUUAAAGGAGAGUGAGAAACUAGAAGAUGUUAGUGUUUAUUUAACCUGGUGUAAAGUGUGUGUGUGUGUGUGUGUGUGUGUGUGUGUGUGUGUGUGUGUUGUGUGUGUGUGUGUGUGUGUGUGUGUGUGUGUGUGUGUGUGUGUGUGUGUAUAUAUAUAUAUAAGAGCGAGACAGAGAGUGUGUGUGUGUGUGUGUGUGUGUGUGUGUGUGUGUAUAUGGUGUUGCCCACGGCAUUGGAAAUGCUGGGGUGUCCAGCAAGGUUAUUUUUGGAUCAGUGACAGCGUGUCAAUGGCUGCAGAUGCGUCGCAAAGGAAGGCUCUGAGAUACCAACAGACCCUGCUGUACGGCGAGUACAGGGAGCAGCUGGGAAGCUUUGCCCGACGGGAGGCUGCCCGUUUGCUGACAGAGAGACAAUGGAGAAGACAUGCAGGGGACAACACCACCUGCCGCAAAGGGCACGGUCGCCGGCAUCAUCAUCAUCACCCUGCGUUCCUGGAGUCUCAUCCCAGCCACGCCUCUUCCACCAAGAAGCCUCGUCCCUACUCCAAAUGCCAAGAUUGUUUCGCUCGUGUACGGCGGUACAUAGUGACCAAGAUGGGGGAUGACUGGAUAUUCCUGGUUCUACUGGGGCUGACUAUGGCUCUGGUCAGCUGGAGUAUGGACUACGCAAGCGCCAAGAGCCUGCAAGCCUAUAAGUGGAUGCAUGGGGAGCUUAAGGGCAAUGUGCCACUCCAGUACCUCGCCUGGGUUACCUAUCCCAUGAUCCUUGUCAUGUUUGCAUCACUCUUUUGUCACCUGGUUUCCCCACAGGCCAUCGGUUCUGGUAUUCCAGAGCUGAAAACCAUCUUAAGAGGUGUAGUACUGAAGGAGUAUCUGACCCUUAAAGCCUUUGUAGCUAAAGUCGUCGGGCUGACUGCUGGCCUGGGCAGUGGGAUGCCAGUGGGCAAAGAGGGUCCCUUCGUCCACAUUGCCAGUAUCUGUGCUGCAGUGCUGAGUCGAUUUAUGUCCAUCUUCUCUGGAGUCUAUGAGAACCCUUAUGGUUACACAGAUAUUCUGACUGUUGGCUGUGCCGUGGGGGUGGGAUGCUGUUUCGGCACACCACUUGGAGGGGUGUUGUUCAGUAUUGAGGUCACGUCUACCUACUUUGCGGUGAGGAAUUACUGGCGGGGAUAUUUUGCCGCCACAUUCAGCGCCUUCAUAUUCAGGGUGCUCUCUGUUUGGAACAAGGAUGCUGUCACAAUCACAGCUCUCUUCAAAACUAACUUCCGGAUGGAUUUCCCUUUCGACCUGCAGGAGCUGCCUGCAUUUGCAAUAAUAGGGAUCUCAUGUGGAUCUGGGGGCGUCUUCGUCUACCUGAACAGACAAGUGGUUCUCUUCAUGCGGAGACCGACAGCGCUCACACGCUUUUUAACCAAACAUCGACUGAUCUACCCCGGUGCAGUGACACUGAUCAUCGCCACAAUAACGUUUCCACCUGGAUUUGGACAGUUUAUGGCUGGAGAGCUAAUGCCCAGAGAGUGCAUCAACUCCCUGUUUGAUAAUUUCACCUGGACCAAAAUCUCAGGAUCUUCUGCUCCACCCGGCCUGGGACGCUCAUCUGCUUGGCUUCAUCCUCAUGUCAGCGUCUUUGUCAUCCUCCUCCUCUUCUGCGUCAUGAAGUUCUGGAUGUCAGCAGUUUCAACCACAAUGCCCAUCCCCUCGGGUGCCUUUAUGCCAGUGUUCAUAUUAGGAGCUGCUUUCGGCCGCCUCGUUGGGGAGAUCAUGGCCACUCUUUUCCCAAAUGGAAUCCUGUUUGAUGGGAUAGUCUACCGCAUCCUGCCCGGAGGUUACGCCGUCAUUGGUGCGGCAGCAAUGACGGGAGCGGUCACACACACGGUUUCCACGGCUGUAAUCUGCUUUGAGCUGACUGGUCAAAUCUCUCACAUCCUGCCCAUGAUGGUGGCGGUCAUCCUAGCAAACAUGGUGGCCCAGGGUCUGCAGCCCUCUCUCUACGACUCCAUCAUCCAGGUGAAGAAGCUGCCCUACCUGCCUGAGCUGGCCCUUGGACACAUCAGCAAGUAUAAUAUCUUUGUGGAGGACAUCAUGGUGCGCAAAGUGAAGUUCCUGUCUUCUCAAUCCACCUACCGAGAACUGAACCAUCUGCUAGAGACAACCAGUCUGAAAACCAUCCCCCUGGUCGACUCUAAAGAAUCCAUGAUUCUUCUGGGAUCCAUCGAGAGGACGGAGCUUCAAGCCAUUUUUGACUGGUGGCUCUCACCAGAUAGGCGAGUCUUUGAAAGAGGUGAGAGCUCACCCGGCCAGGGCUCUAAAGUCAGCUGGGAGUCCUUCACCUUUGUAGAUGAGGAGCACGGAGAGGAGAGCGCAGACAAGACUGCUCCAGUACAGGAAGAAUGUAACGGGCCCAUCCCAGCCCCCAAACCUUCGGAGCCCUCCACCAACCACACAGGCUCAGACAAGCGCAAUCUGCCAUCUGUCAGGGUGGCCCUUCAGAGACUCUUUUCCUCCACAUCCUUGUCGGUGACUGAAAUUCAGGAGACCACGCCCCCUACGCUGACGGACACCAUGUCCCCCGAGGAGAUCAAAGCCUGGGAAGAGGAAGAGCUGGAUAAACCAGUCGAUAUGGAGCAGAUACGAAUAGACCCAUCCCCGUUUCAGCUGGUGGAAAGGACUUCUCUGCACAAGACCCACACUCUGUUCUCUCUGCUGGGUCUCAGUCAUGCCUAUGUCACCAGUAUUGGAAAGCUGGUGGGUGUUGUGGCACUGAAAGAGUUACAGAAAGCUAUAGAGGGCUCAACUCGCAGCGGGGUGAGGCUUCGUCCCCCUCUAGCCAGCUUCAGAGAUGCCAGCAGGAAAACCAAGAAGCACCAACCUCCCUCAUCCACCCCUUCCUCCCCUACUCGGGACAGAGACCUGUGGGGGGAGGGGAGCAGGAGGGAGGAGGAACUGGUGAUGGAGUCCAAGGGAGCUCCCGGGUGUGACUCGGCUCCCUCCUCUCCCGGCGGCAUGAGGAGCACCAAUAGCAGCUCUGCCCCCACAAGAGGCGCUGACGGUGCUUCUCAGGAGCCGGCGUCCCCCUCUACUUCCUCCCCUACCUCACCCUCCCCUCAUGCCUUCCCUGGGUCACCCAACAGCCCUGUCCUCACAUUAUCCUCCCUGCAGGAGGAUGGGGAGAGUGAGGAGUCAGAUGAGCCCAUAUAGACUGGGUUUAAGAGAAAAAACUUUUAACCUUCUCUGAUUAUACUCCUUUUGCCCAGAGACAGAGCUACUGUCUGGGUGGAGGAGUCGGUCCUACCAGCAGUCCCCGCAGACAUUCAGCUCUCAGCGAGCAGGACAAGCUAGUGCACACAAAGCUCCUGAAACUUGUAGUACAGGAUUCCUUUUUCUACUCUUUAUGACAGUCUCCCUUUUUCACUCUCAAAAUCUCAGGUGCCUUCCUGUGUCUUUUGAACUGCCGAUGGACAGACAUGUUCCGUCCCACAUAUCACAAGUUCAAUAUCCAUAUCUCGGAAAUGUUGAAUGUAGCUGUACAUCAUAUAUCGGUGUCUUAAUUUCAUUAGGUACCUUUGAUGGAAAGAAGAAUUGAAAGCAAUGAGUUGUAUACUAAUGAAAUAAUAUAUUGAUGAAGACUUAAAGACAUUAACUUGAGCUAUAGAUCAAAGAGAUUAUACAUUUAAAGUUUAUUGAUUAAAGUCAAUUUUUAAAUUAUAACUUGCUGUAUCAAAUAUUUUCUGUAUGGUUAAUAUUCAAAUCAUUAUUACAAGUCUGUAAUUUAAAAUAAUUAAUAAAUAUUAAAAUUGUCUACUAGCUUAUUUUAGUUAUCUACAACAAUAAAAAUUACAAUUAGUAGAAAAGACUACGUUAACGAUUUGAGCUAAAUGCUAAAGGCAGCAUGCUAACAUGCUAGUAACUUGCAGGUUUAAAUAAAGUUUACGUUAUUAGCAUGCUAACCUUUGCUAAGUAGCACUAAACACAACAUCCAGCUGAGGCUGAUGGGAAUGUGAGUUUUGCAACUAGCUACAUUCAGACAGACCGAGAACACUGCCGCUUCAUUCAUUUGAACGGAGCCAGUCUGGCAAUGCAAUGAGCAGGCCCCAAAAACACAGGAUCUUUUCGCGAAAAAGUGAAACCUCACUCUUGUUUUUGAGAUAUUUACACAUUGGACUGUUGGAAAAAAUACUUAUCAGUGUUCCAGCAUUAGGCUUGAAAACAGAACAUCUCUGACCAUGUAAAGUGUUAUGCAGGUCAAGAGUGCAUUUCAGUCUCUGAUUUUUAUGCGAGUUUGAACAAAUUAGCAGCUAGUCCCUACAGAGGAGGCUUGUCUCUGAAAGAUUUUCAUUAGUAUUCUCCUGGCAUAAAAUCCCUGAUAAUAACUGGAAAGGAAUGUGUUUAGAAAGGCACGACAGGCUGGAUUGCAUUGCUGCCAGUUCCUUGGUGAUUGCUGUUUGUAUGACUAGCACCAACAAGCUGGCCAGAGACACCGGCUGUCGCAAAACAUGUGUUAGGCUCGAGAGAGAAAGUGGUGAACAUGUGAGAAUCUAAUUAUUUACACCCUGAAAAAGAUACCCACACAUAAGCACACAAAAUGCCAUUGUUUGUUGGUUUGUUUAUUUGCUCUUUCUCCACCAGUGGAAAAGAAGAGGAGACAGGUAGAGGAGCUCGAGAGGGUGUAAGAGGUUCUGUCGUGCAGGAAAAAGGAAGAAAAACAGGAAGAAACAGAGUUGUUGACAGAAGAGGAGAGAGAGGGGGGGACCACGCGGAAGAACCAUCAUGUGACAACCGUCCAACAAGCAUGCAUAGGUGUGAGUGUACACACUGGUAUCACAAGUCAAACUGCCUCAUUUUAGACAAAUAAAUCCAAUUCUAUACAGA